Molecule: messenger RNA, 5560 nt
Organism: Gopherus flavomarginatus (Mexican gopher tortoise)
Lineage: Eukaryota; Metazoa; Chordata; Testudines; Testudinidae
Gene: CHUK
Product: component of inhibitor of nuclear factor kappa B kinase complex
Exons: 25
Coding region: 1608-3692 (694 amino acids)
Biological process (GO): tumor necrosis factor-mediated signaling pathway; peptidyl-serine phosphorylation; positive regulation of transcription by RNA polymerase II
Cellular component (GO): cytoplasm; IkappaB kinase complex
Molecular function (GO): IkappaB kinase activity; ATP binding
Source: RefSeq, a predicted model, not a curated record
GGUUCCGGGCGAAGGGGGCGUGUCGUUGCUAUGCCGUCGUGCUGCGCGCUGAGGGCCGGUUCUGGUAUGUCCGCGCCAGGCCUCGGGCUAUGGGGCGUGCGGGCGGAGCCGGACUCGGCGGGGACCGGCCGGGGUCAGCAGUGGACGGGGCUGCAGACAUGUUUAUAUUUUGAGACUGGUGAUGAAAGAAUAUUGAUUAUUGCAUCGGAGCCAAGGUGAUUCCUGUACCACUCACUGUUGUGCUACUGAAGACAUUAAAGAGUUCUUUAUUGUACAAGUGCAGGAACAACAGAUCGCAUUACUAGAAAUCCCAGAGCACUCUGAUAUCACGCAAGUUUACCUUCAUGCAAGCUGCCUGGUCAGCACUACACAGAGAAGCCUGACUUCAAGCAAGGCUGAGGCUUUCCUCAGUGUGGCUCAGCGAAAGCUCCUGUGAGGAAAUGGGAACAAAAAUACUUAACUUCGUAAAGGAGCUAGAUGCCAUGAAUAAAAACAGACUUGCUUUGCACAGCGAGACAUAGACUUCAUUCAAGAAGCAGUGAGACCUAUUCAGUGGAUGUCCAGUUUGCUGCAACUGUUUGAACUCAUCCCCACCUGCAGCAGAUGUUCUGAUGUACCAGCUCUGAGGCCUGGUCUACACUACAGAGUUUGUUUGUUUGCAAGGCAGCUUAUGUCGACCUAAUUCUGUAAGCAUCUACACUAAAAUGUUGCUCCUGCCGAUGUAACUUGCCCUCUCCGUCGACUUAGUAACUCCACCUGCACGAGAGACAUAGUGCUUAGGUCAACAUAGUUUGGUUGACCCAAUCAGUGACACUGCGUUACUUAUGUCUACUUUAGUGGCUUCCAGGAGGUGUCAUACGAUGCCCUAUCAUAACUGCUCUGGUCACCUUUUAGAACUCUGCUGCCUGGCAGUCAGGUAUGCAUGUACAUGGCCCUCCCUCUUUAAAGCCCUGCCAAUUUUAAAUUUUAUUUCAUGUUUGGUUGGUAUGGAGAGCUCACAUAGCAACUGCCCAGCUGACCAUGCUGUCUCCACGCAGCAAAGGUGCUCUUGCCAGGAGUACACAGCAGGUGGUGGAUCUCCUUGGUCUGUGGGGAGAAGAGGCUGUGCAGGCACAGCUCUGAUCCAUCCGUAGAAACAUUGACAUCCAUGGCCAGAUCGCUUGGGGCAUGGUGGAGAAGGGCUACAACAGGCACAUGCAGCAGUGCCAUGUAAAAAUCAAGGAGUUGCUGCAGCUGUACCAGAAGGCAAGGGAGGCAAACUGUCACUAUGGUGUGGAACUGCAGACAGGCUCCUUCUACAAGGAGCUGCAAGCCUUCCUUGGAAGAGACACCACCACCACAAGCCCUGUGGAUACUUCGGGGAGCUGGAAUCAGUGGCCCCUGCAGUGCAUACUGAGGAGGAGGUGAUGGACUUGGAGGAGGAGGAGGAGUUUUGGAGGACAGGUGGCUGGGGGAAUGCAGUGGUGCAGUGAGCCAGGAUCUCUUUCUGACUGCCAGAGCAGUCGAGUGAGUCCCUACUGUCCAGCACCGGUGAGCCUGAUGCAGGGGAUGGAACUCUGGAUUUAGGUGAUAAGAUAGCUAUUAAAUCUUGCCGACUGGAACUAAGCAUGAAAAACAAAGACCGGUGGUGCCAUGAAAUCCAGAUCAUGAAGAAGUUAAACAACCCCUAUGUAGUAAAGGCCUGUGAUGUUCCAGAAGAGAUGAACUUCCUAGUUAAUGAUGUCCCUCUUCUUGCAAUGGAGUACUGUUCAGGAGGUGAUCUCAGGAAGUUGUUAAACAAACCAGAAAAUUGCUGUGGACUUAAGGAAAGUCAAAUACUUUCUCUGCUUUGCGACAUUGGGUCUGGUAUCCAGUAUUUGCAUGAAAACAGAAUUAUACACAGAGAUCUAAAGCCUGAAAAUAUUGUUCUCCAGGAUGAUGGUGGAAAGAUAAUUCACAAAAUAAUAGAUUUGGGAUAUGCCAAGGAUCUGGAUCAGGGAAGCUUAUGUACAUCAUUUGUUGGGACCUUACAAUAUUUGGCCCCAGAACUCUUUGAGAGUAAGUCCUACACUGUUACUGUAGAUUAUUGGAGCUUUGGAACAAUGGUGUUUGAGUGUAUUGCAGGAUUUAGACCCUUUUUACACAAUCUACAGCCAUUUACCUGGCAUGAAAAAAUCAAGAAAAAGGAUCCAAAGCACAUCUUUGCUUUUGAAGAGAUGACUGGGGAGGUUCGAUUUAGUACCCAUUUGCCACAGCCUAACAGUCUUUGUAGUAUAAUUGUAGAACCAGUGGAGAGUUGGUUACAACUGAUGCUGAAUUGGGAUCCACAACAGAGGGGUGGAGGUAUAGACACAGAAACCAAUCGACCGAGAUGUUUCCUGUUAAUGGAUUAUAUACUGAAUUUGAAGAUAGUACACAUCCUAAAUAUGACUUCUGCCAAGAUUGUUUCUUUUCUCUUGCAUCCUGAGGAAAGUCUUCAUUCACUUCAGUCUCGUAUUGAGCUUGAUACUGGAAUAAGUACUGGAAAUCAAGAGUUGCUUUUGGAGAUGGGAAUUUCCCUGGACCCUCGGAAACCUGCUUCCCAAUGUGUUAUUGAUGGUGUGAGAGGCUGGGACAGUUACAUGGUUUAUUUGUUCGAUAAAAGCAAAACUGUGUAUGAAGGACCCUUUGCUUCCAGAAGUCUGUCUGACUGUGUAAAUUACAUUGUACAGGACAGCAAAAUUCAGUUGCCAAUUUCACAGCUGCGUAAAGUUUGGGCAGAAGCCGUGCACUAUGUGACUGGGCUAAAAGAAGAUUACAGCCGGCUAUUCCAAGGGCAGAGAGCUGCAAUGUUGAGUCUUCUUCGAUAUAAUGCCAACUUAACCAAGAUGAAAAACAAUAUGGUGUCCGCAUCUCAGCAACUGAAAGCAAAGCUGGAAUUCUUUCAUCAGAGUAUUCAUCUUGAUCUGGAGAGAUACAGUGACCAGAUGGCUUAUGGAAUAUCCUCAGAAAAGAUGCUCAAAGCCUGGAAGGAAAUGGAAGUAAAGGCCAUCCAGUGUGCUGAGGCUGGAGAUAUUGGAUACCUAGACGAACAGAUUAUGGCUCUGCACACAGAGAUUGUGGAACUGCAGAGGAGUCCAUAUGCAAGGCGCCAGGGAGAUGUCAUGGAGAGUCUUGAACAAAAAGCCAUAGAACUAUACAAGCAAUUAAAACCAAGACCUCCAGAUCACGCCUACAGUGACAGCACUGACAUGGUGAAGAUUAUUGUGCAGACUGUACAGAGCCAGGAUCGAGUUCUCAAGGAGCUCUUUGGACAUCUUAGCAAGCUGUUAGGCUGUAAACAGAAGAUUAUUGAUUUACUUCCAAAGAUUGAAGUGGCUCUGAAUAACAUUAAGGAGGCUGACAGUUCGGUGAUGCAGAUGCAGGGAAAAAGACAGAGGGAAAUCUGGCAUUUGCUGAAAAUUGCUUGUACUCAGAGUUCUGCUCGAUCUCUUGUGAGUUCCAGCAUCGAAAGUGCAGCCACCUCUUCAACUGCUGCAUGGCUCCCUCCAAACUCCUCUGGCAACAUACCCCAUCCCCUCUCUUCUAUGACAGCUCCUAGAGAUGGGGAAGUUUUUGCCCGUGUGAUAGAAGAGAAUCUGAACUAUCUGGACCGCUUUAGCACUAUCAUUCAAGAGGCAAAACAGGAGCAGAACAGCAGCAUGAUGAAUCUUGAUUGGAGUUGGCUGAAAUAAUUAAGGAAGACAAGCGGGCAUUGUUGCCAUCCCCAAUGUGUCCAUGUGCUCAAGGUUGGCUGACAGUCUGCAAUGAGAUGAAACAGUAUCAACGUUAUGGUGUUGAUUCCACACUCUGCUGAUUCAGGACUGAAUAAUCUUCUCUCCCACUGCAUCCGGAUGACAGUUCUGCAAGAGGCAUUUUGUGUUUUGUAGAUGUUAGCGGACUUGAUUAUAAAGUACAUGGGCAGCAACAGAGACCCUGCCUUGUAUGUUUUGCUGCUAGAGGCAAAUGUUUUCCAACCUGCUGCCUCAUGUCAGGGCUUUUAAAUCCAUAUUGAGCUACCUAAAGAAGUAGCCUGAUUUUCAGAGAUGCUGAGUGAUCCUGGCUCCCACUACAUCCCUGAGCACUGCAGAUGCUCAGCACAUUUGAAAAUUACACCCUUUAUAUUUAGAAGCUUUUUAGGCACCUGGGUUGGGUUUGAAAAUGUUUGCGAUGGCCAGUCUUUCUAGCACUAUGACCUGUUCAUGCAGUCAGUGCUUGGAAGGCAGCUGUUGCUCUGACUGAUGAGCUGAGAUCAGGGCACUAUUUGAGAUGUUCUGUCUAUGGAGAACCUUUCGCGGAAGGAAGUACUCUGCCUCAGCAUUUGUUGUUAAUUUGUUUGGUGUUACAGCAGCUGUGAGCUCUAGGGGAAGCAGAGGGAGCAGGUACCAGGGAGGUGUUCUCCCUACUCAGAAGAAAUGAGGAGAAGGCAGAGAGUAUCUUCUAGGUGCAGACAGAUCUCUGCUUUAAGUGGACAAGAUGCACAGUACAGGCUAUAGCAGUAUCUGCAGUGUCCUGCUGGGGUGCUGGGCUACUGCACCUUCUUCUUCUGGGGCAGGCAUCUCAUAUUCACAAUCCCUGUAACAUUUUGUUUUCUGUUGCAAAAUGUCAUAUUACUUAUGUUAUCUUGCACCCCAGCCUCCCAGAAUCCCAGCCAUCUGAGCCUUGAUCUGGGAAAUGCAAUUUCUGAUGGAUGAAAGAAAAACACUACAGCCAUGGCUUUCCACCUGUGCUGUGCAUUCUUGUCCACUGAGAAGCAGUUUUGACAGAUGUUUUUUACUGAUCAGGAAAUGCUCCCCAAUUCCAAACAGACAGAAUUUUAUAUCCACUGGCUACUUAAAAUAUUUAAGAAUUCUAUUUGUUAAUUUGUGAUAAAUAUUAUAUUAUGUAGAACCUCUUUGUGAUUCUUAUUCUGUUCCAGAUUUGUGUCAUUUUAAAGAUGCUACCCUCAAAUGGUCUGACUUGCCAAUGUUCUGUUUGGGCAGGAUGGAGGAGGGAAAAGGUAACAGGCUACCUCGACUUCAGUUUAUGGCAAGAUUUUCAAAAAUGGCUAGUGAUUUUGGAUGUGUAACCCAACCUCUUUAACAGAGGGCAGGGGCUCAGCACUUUCUGAAAAUCACACCCUUUUAUGAUGUCUUAAGUUGGGCACUUGAAAGCAUCAGCUGUUUUUGAAAAUCUUGAUCCAUGCUUGUCUCUCUCCAUUACUGUCCACAUAAGGCUGAAUUACUCUAAAACCAAAACAUUUCAAAACCAGGUAGCUAUGAAGCAACAAGUUCGCAUCACCUACCAAAUCCAAGUACUGAAUAGCAAGAAAUAAAAAGUGAAGGAAAUUGUAAAUUUCAUAACACCCACAAAAUAACCAGCAAUACAUACACUAAGUGGGCCUCUGUUCCCUUGCCUCCUUGUGCAAUCAUUUACAUCUGUGCAAAGUGGGUGUACGAGUGACCAAGGAGAGAAGGCAACGGAGAAUUGAACCCACUAGUAAACGAAGUACAAAAAGACAUAUUUCAUCCCAAAACAGCAAAUUGAUUUCUGAUCAAUUAGAUUAAAAUAUAUUUUAAUUCGA